CGCUCCCCGCGGCUCGACUGCGCCGGGCAGGGUCGCUGGUUUUCUGGUGGCCGCCCGGGCUGGAGGGCUGUGGCCCGCCGGCCCGCCCGUCGCCUCGGGCAGCGGGCUCAGGCUGACCAUGCACCGGGUGGUCUCCAACCAGCGCUCGGUCUCCUCCUCCUCCGGCUCCUUCCAGGCUCCCCCGCCGCCUCCCCCCGCCGCCGCCGCCGGGGAUCUGCAGCCGCUCUUUCUGGGCGGCGGCGGCGGCGGCGGCGGCGUCAGCAGCACCAGCAGCUCCAGCGGCGGCACCCGGAGGGGCAGGCGGGGCUCGGUUUCCAGUUCGGCCUCGACCCGGAGCAGCAGCCGCAGCCGCAGCAACAGCAGCAGCAGCCGCAGCAGCGAGGACGAGGAAGGCGAAGCGGAAGAAGCCAAGCCGCUGGUGCCGGCGCAGGAAACCGCCUCGCCGGCGGCGGUCGUGGCCAUUCCCCCCGCCGCCGCCGCCGCCGCCGCCUGUGCCUCGUCAGGCUUCAGCAGUUCCUCCUCGUCUGGCUGCACCAUGACCGCUGGCGAGCUGUACGGGGCUCCGCUGGCCGGGCCGGAGGCGGCGGCAGGCCCGGCGGCCGGGCUGCUGUGGGCGGGGGGCUUCGGCGGCGGGCCGGCGGGGCCGCGUUGGGGCUACCAGGCGCUGUCCUUGGUGCUGCUGCUGGGCCAGGGGGCGCUGCUGGACAUCUACCUGAUCGCCGUCACCGACCUGGACUGGUGCAGCUGGAUCGCCACCGACCUGGUGCUGGCUGCCGGCUGGAGCAUCUUCUUCUGCCGCAACAGCCGCGCGCGUCGGCGGGAGCGGCCGUUGGGGGCCGUUGGGGGCCACCCGCCGCCCCCGCCCUUGCACCCGCUGCUGGGUCACGGCCCGCACGGCGGCAGAGGCGGCGGCGGGGCGGGCUCGGGGGGCAAGACGGGGGCCGCUCCGCGGGGCGGGGACUUCGCCUAUGCCCACUUGGCCUGGCUGAUCUACGCCAUCGCCUUCACGCCCAAGGCGGCCCUCAUCCUGGGCACGUCCAUCCUGGAGCUGGUCGAGCUGCGCCUGCCGCUGGGCGCCACGGGCUUCCGCAUCACGCUGGCGCUCUCGGCCCCGCUGCUCUAUUGCCUCCUGCGCGCCAUCAGCACGGAUCCCGGCGGCGGCCAGUUGCUCCUGCCGCCCCAGCCGCCGUCCCAGCACCGCGCCUCCGCCGCCUUCCUGGCCACGUGCUUGGACCUGCUGGACAGCUUCACCCUCCUGGAGCUGCUGCUCCUGCAGCCGGGCCGGCCCGCCUUGCCCCUGCCGCCGACCGUCCGGUACGUGCUGAUCGCCGUCUAUUUCUUGUGCCUGGCCUCGCCCGUGCUCUGGCUGUACGAGCUGAGCGCGCCGCGGGCCCCCGGCGCGGGCCGCCUGGUUCUACACUGGCUGCUCCCCGCCGGACUCCUGGAUGCGCCGCUGCUGGCCCUGCGCUGCCUCCUGCUGGUGCGCUACCAGCAGCCGCUCUCCAUCUUCAUGCUCAAGAACCUCUUCUUUCUGGCCUGCCGCGGCUUGGAAGCCAUGGAGACCUGCUACCUUCUCCACUCUGCCAGCGGACAGGGAGGCAAGGGCAAGAACGUGUCCGUCCUUUCCACAGGCGUCGGGGCUGGCCAACUCAGUCACUGCAUUUCAGAGAAUGACAUGGGGCCCCAUGGCUACGUCAACACAUUGGCGGUCACUGCCCAGAGCUGAGGACAAAGGGAGGGGGCUUCAAAGUCAGACUGGGGGCCCUCUUUUCAUUCUACCCAUUCAUCUGCUGUAAACUGUAUUACUUUUUAAUCCUGUUUAGCUGCCCGGCCCUCUCUGGUUAUUUUGUAUUUACAGCUGUCCGGUUAUUUAGGCCUCCUUCAAUAGAUGGCAUCCAUUCAAUUGUCCCACCAAGUUUACUCCUUCUCCAUAACUAUGUUGGUCACUUACUGAAUGCAACUGGAAAGUGGGGGGUUCUAAUUUGUAUUUACUUUGUAGUCUUUAUACCUGGAUCUCUUGUUGCAUUCUUCAUGCUAUUCUUGCUUCCCUUUCUUCUCUACCCAACUAUUUAUAAUCAUGAGGAUAUAUAACUGUUGGAAAUGUAUCCAGAUAUCUCUUCUCCAAUUAAUCCCAGUAGUGUAUCCACUGAGCCUAAUGAUGGCAGCAAUAACCUUUUUUAACAAAAACAAAAACAUUCUUAGAUUCUUAAAAUCUAAAGACUUAGAUUCCUAAGUCUUUCCUCCCAUAACUCUAAAUAUUUUCUUUCCACACCUGACCCUAUUUAUUGUAUAGAUUCUAACAGCUGCUUAAUGUGCUCUGCUACAGACUCCUUUUUGCUCCUCACCUAUGAUUUCAAGAAGGAGGCAGCUUCUUAGUCUUAUCCUCCAAAGAAAGGGGAAAUGUACAUUAUUUCCAUUUCUUCACCUUGUCAGAUUUCCCACUCACCUGUCCUUGCUGAGGUGCCUCUGCCAUCAAUGCCUACAAUGAAGGGAGAACUGGGGACAAGCCAACCACCUUAUGGCAUGCUGUGGAAAGAUCAUGAAGCUUUGCCUGAUAUGUUCUUCUAAACCAGUGAUGGCGAACCUUUUAGAGACCGAGUGCCCAAAACCUGGACCUGCCCCG
Molecule: messenger RNA, 2623 nt
Organism: Crotalus tigris (Tiger rattlesnake)
Lineage: Eukaryota; Metazoa; Chordata; Lepidosauria; Squamata; Viperidae
Gene: TMEM121B
Product: transmembrane protein 121B
Exons: 1
Coding region: 119-1726 (535 amino acids)
Source: RefSeq, a predicted model, not a curated record